ACUGUUAUCUAUAUUAUAAUGAUUUACUAGCUAUUGGAUUUAAGAUAUAAAUGCAGUACUUGCUAAUCAUGAUAAUUUACUUUUAAGUGACGAUUAACUCGACCUUUCGUCAAUUGCAUGACCAAUACACAGAAGUGUUUAUGAUUUCACAGAUACAUAACAUUCCCACAAACGUGAUAGAACCGACACGGGGAAUCUAGAAUACGUUACAUUCCCACAACGUAGUAACACCAACAACGAGAGUUUAUCAUUACUUUCCUAUAUUAACUUCGUCAGCCUUAUUGGAAACGGUCUUAAUAUAUAUAUCAGUGAUACAUUUGUUCGGGGAAUACUAUUAUUAUAUUUGUUCAAUACAAUGAAAGACAACAAUAUCCUAGGACUGACACGACAGAAGUCCGGUUAUAAUUGACACAAAUAUUGCGAACUUCCAGGUCUACGCUCCAUAAACUCAUCGAACGGUUAAUAAUCCGGUUGCUACUCUUUAAGCCUAACAAACGUUUACAUUAUCUCAAAAGUAAAAGAAAAUUAUUGUUUUUCUAUAUUUAUAUUUACAUUUUCCGUUUGACAAUUGAUAAUUAAUUUGAAUGAAUAUUCAUAGAAUGAUAUAAACAAUGCAAAUCAAUGAAUGAGGAAAAUGAGAAGUUAUCGAUCUGAAAAAAUCUCAUUAAUUUGAAGGUACUUCUUGGAGCAACACAUUUCGCAGUAUAUAAGUGAGUAAAUAACAACGAAAAGAAAGCGAGAAAAUUUCAAAAGUUAUGACUGCGACGAACAUUACAGUUGAAGACCUAGGCAUAACACUAAACAUAUCAAUGACUACUCCACCGUACCGGCCGAGACCAAUACGUUUUGAUGCGAGCGGAGAGAUAAGGAUACCCCUUUAUGUUAUUAUAUUCCUGUUAUCAGUCAUAGGAAAUGUGUUGGUUAUUUUGACUUUAAUUCAGAAUCGUCGGAUGAGAACAGUGACAAAUGUGUUUCUAUUAAAUUUGUCCAUCAGUGACCUGUUGUUGGCCGUCUUUUGUAUGCCGUUUACUCUGAUUCCAUCACUCUUGAGGAAUUUCAUGUUUGGAGAAGUAAUGUGUGUCCUUAUUCGUUACUUGCAAGCUGUCUCAGUCUGUGUUAGUUGCUAUACACUUGUUGCUAUUUCCAUGGAACGUUUCUUCGCCAUUUGCUACCCACUCCGGUCAAGAAGGUGGCAGACACUGUCCCAUGCGUAUAAAUCUAUAAUUGGAAUAUGGAUUUUUGCACUUGUAUUAAUGAUACCAAUUGCCGCUGCACAAGAAAUUUUACCACUUCAAAAUGGGAAAGAAGCCUGCCGGGAGAUAUGGUCGACUAAGCUGAAAUCACUAUUUUUUGUAUAUAGUAUCGCCCUAGUCGUGAUUUUACUGUUCAUUCCAAUUCUUGUGAUGGGAUCAGCGUAUGGAGGCAUAUCGUAUAAGCUUUGGUUUACUAUUAAACAACAAGUACAGAUAAAGUCAGAGUCUACAGACAGAAUUUUGGACGUGAAAAACGAAUCUGAAUCAAACUUCAAAAAGAUUAAUGGAACAAUUAACAUAAGCUUACGUCAGUCAAACCAGCGUUCUAGCAACAGUAACCGAAAACGAGUGAUAAAGAUGUUGUUUGUCGUGGUCUUUGAAUAUUUCAUCUGCUGGUCGCCAUUGUACAUAUUGAACACGUGGAAACUGGUCGACUAUAUAGAUAUACACAUGCGCAUGUCUGAUAUAGCCUGGUCCCUUGUUUUGCUAUUAUCGUACACAUCAUCCUGCAUACAUCCUAUUACCUACUGUUUUAUGAACAAAAAUUUUAGAAAAGCAUUUAAAGGAGUCUUCCGUUGCUGUACAUUAAAAUCUAAAACAAUAAGUAGAUCGUGUACUGAAGUAAGUCAGUUAAACUCAACCACUUCACCUAUGAACCGACAAAGAUCGAAAGAUGAUACUGUGUAUAAAGAGUUCAGUGAUUAAGUUAUACUAAUUAUUGUUGGGGACAAAUGUCGAUAUCAAUAUUGGACCAAAUUUGUACGAUUGUGAUUGUUUAUACUUAGGACCGAUAUCAAUAAUGGACCAAGUUUGUACGAUUGUGAUUGUUUAUAAUUAGGACCGAUAUCAAUAUCGGACAAAGUUUGUACGAUAAUUGUGAUUGUUUAUAAUAAGAACCGAUAUCAAUAUUGGACCAAUCUUGUACGAUUGUGAUUGUUUAUAAUUAGGACCGAUAUCAAUAUUGGACCAAGUUUGUACGAUUGUGAUUGUUUAUAAUUAGGACCGAUAUCAAUAUUGCACCAAGUUUGUACGAUUGUGAUUGUUUAUAAUUAGGACCGAUAUCAAUAAUGGACCAAGUUUGAACGAUUGUGAUUGUUUAUAAUUAGGACCGAUAUCAAUAUUGGACCAAGUUUGAACGAUUGUGAUUGUUUAUAAUUAGGACCGAUAUCAAUAUUGGACCAAAUUUGAACGAUUGUGAUUGUUUAUAAUUAGGACCGAUAUCAAUAUUGGACCAAGUUUGAACGAUUGUGAUUGUUUAUAAUUAGGACCGAUAUCAAUAUUGGACCAAGUUUGAACGAUUGUGAUUGUUUAUAAUUAGGACCGAUAUCGAUAUAAUUAUUUGGCCAAGUUUGUAAAUUUGAAAACGUAUCCGCUAUAUGUAGAAACAAAGUCCUAUCGAAGUAUUUUUGAAAACCGAAUAUUCAUUGGGUACGUCAUCUGACAAAAGCUUCAACUAGAAGAUCGUGUCUUUAUCCAGAUACAUCAUACACAUUUGCUGGUCAUUUUUACAUUGAUAAUGAGUCACUGUACAUGAACUAAACUUAUUAAAAACAAUCACAAACAUUACAUGUAGGUUGUGCUCAUCCAGCUUUUGUUUUACAGUAAGACAUGUGUUUUUGUCCGUCAAUUGCAGUAAACUUUAGGAAAGGAAAUGCAACUAUUGAACUGUAUCUCAAUUAAAAAUAUUGAAUGUUACAAACAAAACGGUGAAAAAAGAAAUAAUCAUGAAAUAAUUAACAAUUAUGUGCACCUUUUAUUUGUUUUGUUGUUAUAAAGCGAAAUAUGUAUACUUAUAAAUAAAAUCUUAAUUUGAA
Messenger RNA from Mytilus trossulus (common blue mussel), 3067 nucleotides. RefSeq names its product cholecystokinin receptor-like. The record is from RefSeq and is a predicted model, not a curated record. Lineage: Eukaryota; Metazoa; Mollusca; Bivalvia; Mytilida; Mytilidae. Gene Ontology annotation, molecular function: neuropeptide receptor activity; gastrin receptor activity. Gene Ontology annotation, cellular component: plasma membrane. Gene Ontology annotation, biological process: neuropeptide signaling pathway. The coding region runs from base 756 to 1958 and encodes 400 amino acids. The transcript is spliced from 3 exons.